CCUAGUCCAAACCCUAGUCCACCGACUCAUAUAUAAAAUCAAACAAAAAUCUCCAGACUCAAUUUCGAACUUCCGGAGAAGCUUCGCAGAGGUUUUCAUCUCCCAGCAAAAAUGGGAAAAGGUACCGGAAGUUUCGGUAAGCGGAGGAACAAGACGCACACGCUGUGCGUGAGGUGUGGCCGCCGCAGCUUCCACCUCCAGAAGAGCCGGUGCUCCGCCUGUGCCUAUCCCGCCGCUCGCAUCAGAAAAUAUAACUGGAGUGUCAAGGCAAUAAGGAGAAAGACUACUGGAACUGGCCGAAUGAGGUAUCUUCGCCAUGUUCCCCGCAGAUUCAAGACCAACUUCAGAGAAGGUACUGCUGCUACUCCGAGGAAUAAGGGAGCGGCUGCAUCGUCGUAAAUUUCGUUUAUGCAGUUUUAGCAGACUCUUUUUCCUUCCGAAUUUGCCCUAAUUUUAUAUGCAAACAUGUGUGGUUCUGCUUGUAGCAGAGUAUGCUUUUGUUUAUCGGGAGUAAAUUAUUUUCAACCAUAUUAUAUACUCUUUCUUAUUCAGUUAAUAGAUGUUCUGAUUUUGGUGAAAGGGUGAACCACAUGAAAAGAGAAUUUUAAAAUAAAAAUUACCCGGAGUAACAACAACAACAACCCAGUUAAAUCCCACAAGAGUAGGGUCUGGGGAGGGUGUGUGUACGCAGACCUUACCCCUACUCGAAAGUAGAGAGGCUGUUUCCAAAGAGACCCCCGGCUCAACGUCGAAAGUUGCAUUGCUUGACUAACUGCUACUUCAUUAAUUAAAGAAGCGCAGACAGUUUAGAGAUCCAUUUUGAUUUAUUCCAUCACACCCCAAAGCCAAAAAAUGAUGAAAUUUUGG
Messenger RNA from Cuscuta campestris, 867 nucleotides. The record is from the annotation of a GenBank genome assembly. NCBI's taxonomy places the organism in Eukaryota, Viridiplantae, Streptophyta, Magnoliopsida, Solanales, Convolvulaceae.